This is a messenger RNA of Aethina tumida (small hive beetle), 2270 nucleotides long. Its product is annotated as protein SERAC1. The record is from RefSeq and is a predicted model, not a curated record. The coding region runs from base 182 to 2227 and encodes 681 amino acids. The transcript has 10 exons. NCBI's taxonomy places the organism in Eukaryota, Metazoa, Arthropoda, Insecta, Coleoptera, Nitidulidae.
UCACAAAGUCAUUAUUCGCAACAAACACUUACGAAAUAAUAAUUGAUUAUUGAAAUUUUUUUAAAUAUUAUUCUCACAACGAAGACGUAGUAGUUUCGUUCAGUUGGAUAACUUGUUUAAAAUUCAAAACAUGUAGGUUAUGACAUUUUAGCAUAUUUUUAUAAAUAAUUUUUAUUUAUAAAUGCAAACUAUACGCAAACACUCAACUUACAUAAAAUAUUUCAGUAUUCCUCUUAUAUUCACUAGUGCAGGAUGGCUUUACUAUCAAGUACAAAAAACCAGAGAUGUCCUGGAGAAUGCCCUAGACACAUCAGUACUAAGAGCUAUGGAGUGUUCAACAAGUUGCGAAGAAAAGAGCAGCCAGGAUUUCAUAGACUUACACAUUUUGAGAAAUAAUAAGCAAAACAAUAGUAUAGAACAUGCUUGGAACUCAUUUAAAUUAUCAUAUGCUCGAAGACUUUUAAGCUUAACAUUAAGUGAUAAUAUUAUUGUAAGGGAUAAGGCAUUAAAGAAACUUGCCAGUAUAAAAAAGCUUGAUGAUUGGCACUGUUCUUUAUUAGCAAAUUCAUUGGAUGCCAGAACUGCAAUUGCUUUAGCUAGAACUAAAGGUGUUGAUCCAAGGUUUUUCAUUAGACCUCAAGUUCAUUAUGCAAAUUAUAGCAAACGUAUGUUAGUCAAUGAACUAAAAGAGCUCUUAAUUGGUCUAGAACAAAAAUCUAAGCAUGUAUGCAUGCAAUACUUUAUAUCUAAAGUAUUUAUUGAUGAACAGGAUAUUAGUAGAAUAAUUGAUAAUGACAACACUUCUCUAGAAUUAAGCAAAUUUAUUCAGUCUGCAAGCGAUCUAAUCCCUAUGUGCUUAGAGUCUUUAUUGCAUCAUGCGAGUGUUGAAAAAUAUGCUCAUGAUAUUGUUCAGUUGAAUGGCUUGCCCCUAUUGAUGGAGUUACACAACCGAUUUAAAAAUAAUACUGCCAUUUCUGUUGUACUCUGUAGAAUAAUAUCAUAUAUGUCAGUGUUUCCCUCACUUCUUGAUCCUAUUUUUAAGUCAGGAUGGAUUGGCGUUUUAUCGGAAUGGUUAAAUCACAGUGACAUUAGAAUUUCCAUUCCUGCUGCCAGAGCUUUGGCGAAUUUAGAUUAUGAUGAACGUGCGGUUUAUUCCAAGAAACUAUUCUUACUACAUCCUUUAAACAAAAAUUGUAAACCUCAAAAAGUAGAUGUUAUAUUUAUUCACGGCCUUUUGGGUGGGGUAUUCUUUACUUGGCGACAAAGAAACAGACAACAGACAACUUUGGGGUUGCUGGAAAAAUUCCAAAAUUCUGUUGCCUUAACUUUAGGUUACUUUAAUAAAUCGGACAACGAAGAAAAAAUAUGCCAGAGCAGCGAUCCUAACACAAAGGAAUACUUGGAAAACUUCAAGGAAUUAAUAACAGACAGAACUUGUGAUGACUAUGACGUGGUUUUGCACGAUCUUCCGACCAAAACUAAUUGUAAGACGACAGAUCCGUUGACAUGUCCCGGACAGAAGUUUACAAAAAAGGAUCAGACAUACACGUUUUGUUGGCCCAAAGAUUGGCUGGCAAACGACUGCAAAAAUAUUCGAAUAAUAGGCAUCAACUAUGAUACCAGCUUGUCAAUGUGGGCCCCACUUUGUCCGUGUGAAAAUGUGAAGCCCAAUCUGGAGCAACGGAGUAGAGAACUUUCUGAAAAAUUAAUUCUCGCCGGAGUGGGUCAAAGGCCAAUCGUCUGGGUAACACAUUCGAUGGGCGGAUUGAUCGUUAAAAAUAUGCUUUGCGAUGCAUUCGAAAGUGAUGAUCCAACGAAACAAGACCUGUGCAGAAAUACCAAAGGAAUUAUAUUUUAUAGCACGCCACACGUUGGUUCUAGAAUAGCAAAUUUCAGUCAAGCAACUGCCCUUUUAUUGUGGCCUUCCGUUGAAGUACAGGAAUUAAGAGAAAAUUCUCCAAAACUAAUUGAGUUACACAACAAAUUUCGGAAAAUGAUUAAAGAAAUUCCAAUGAAAAUAACUACAUUCGUUGAAACAAAGUCAACUGUCGUUACCGCCAUGAAAUUCAAUUUUUUGUUUGUGGAACCACAUUCAGGAAAUCCUGGCGUCGGAGAUUACUACGAAAUCCCCCAAGAUCAUUUAGACAUAUGCAAGCCCAUAAAUCGAUAUUCAUUUCUGUACCAAAAAGUCCUUCAGUUAAUUCAAGAGGUGUUGAUGGAAAACUAAAUCAUAUAAUUGUAAUGUAUUUUAAAUAAAUUAUUUAAAUAUA